AUGCACCGCUACUUCCGUCACGUGCAGGCCCGGAGCCCCGCCCAGCAGGCGCUGGGGCCCUUCGUGCCCAUGGCCGCGUGCGGGGCCUGGCCGCCCUUCGCGCACGCCUGCGCCGCGCGCUGCUGCCGCCCCGCCCCACCGCGCGUGUGCCAGGCGGGACACCCCGUGCUGCGGGCGGCCGGCUGCCGCGUGGACCCCGCGCUCAUCGCCAGCGCCGAGUGCAGGCGCCUGAUCCGGACGCUGGUGCGGGUGAUGCGGCGGCUGCCGUGCGUGGGGCUGAGCGCGCCCCAGCUCGGGGUGCCCCUGCAGCUCUUCGUGGCCGAGCUCCCCGAGCGGCUGCACCUGGCGACCGGCCCGAGCCUGCGGGCGGCCAGGCAGAUGGCCCCGUUCCCGCUCAAAGUGUUCGUGAACCCGUCCAUGCGGGUGCUGGACUCCCGCCUGGUCUCCUUCCCCGAGGGCUGCGAGAGCAUCGCGGGCUUUGCCGCCUGUGUGCCCCGGUACCAGGCGGUGCAGGUGUCAGGCCUGAAUGAGGCAGGAGAUGCCACUUCUUGGCAGGCAAGCGGGUGGGCGGCCCGCAUCCUCCAGCAUGAGAUGGACCACCUGCAGGGCAUCCUGUACAUCGACAAAAUGGAGAGCCGGACCUUUGUGAAUACACGCUGGACAGAGCUGAAUGACUGAGCCCCUCACGUGCCGCAUCAUGGGCAGCUGGAGUGACCAGCAUAGGUUGGGGUGUGCCCUCCACUCUGACCAAGGGCACGAUGGCUGCGCUGGGAGCCUCUGGCAGCAGGUGGAACCUCUCCCACUGACAGCAAGGGAAAUAAAUGUGUUCCACAGCUCAGCUGCAGUCUGAGAGUUCGGAGGGCUUGUGGCCAGGUGGGGGCCAACCCUCCCUUUCCCUCUGAGGCCAUGGCUAACUCCCCCCCCGUCCCCCGCUGGGAGCCCGAGCAGGCAGACAGGUACAUCUCCUGUGCUUUCCUAGCAGCCCCUGCCUAGGGCUGGCCCCUGGCUGCAUGGGCGAGUCCUGGUUCAGUUUAGCCCAGCACUUGGGGUAGUUUUAUGAUGUGCACCCACAGGGACCAAGCUGAGAGUAACUUGUCUUCCCUUCUGUCACUGCGCCAUGUGACACUGAGGCCUUAGGGGGAAAGGUGAGUGGAUGUAGCCCUCCCUCCUGUCAGCAGGAGCAGUCAUCUCCUGCUGGGAGAGGUAGCUGAGGGGUACCACACCAGUGCUGCUGCUGGCGCCCCCAGCUGGUUGCUACCUACAGCACCAGGCCUCCGUAGCAGGGAUGGAACACGCUUGCUGAGCCACAGGCCAGGGAGACUCAUUCAGCUUUAUUACAGCAAAUACAGAGAAAGUCUUUCACAAUUCCAGCCUGGUUCCUCCCCCACCGGUUCCUCACCUGCCCCGGCAGCCUGCUACUGCCACCCACUCUCCCCUGCAAGCUGGACGAGGCCAGGCCACUUCCUGCUCGUGGGCUAGGCUCCUCCCACUACCUGUGGCUGCUAGGUUCCCUCCAGGGUGCCAGAGCCAAUCUGCAAGAGAAGCCUGACGGGCAGCUCCCCUACGCGCAGCAGACUCUGCCUAGCAGAGAGCAGCUUUGUGGUGGACCCUAGCAGGGAGCUGUCUACCUGGGCAGGGGCUUUCUGACGGCAAGGCCUUCUAGCAGGAGUUCUCUUCCCUACUGAGAAGCCAGGCAGCAACUGCAUGAAACCCACGGAUGCUGAGAACAGGCCAUCUUAGUGCAGAGCAGAGCGAAAAGUGGAGGUCUUCCAAGAGCCGCCGCUGCUGCAGAGAUUUCGUUACAGAUGCUGCCCAAGAGCUGCACACAUUGAAACAGCCCCUGGAGCGCUGAGCUCCCAUGUAAAUCCAGCCCUCAGGUGAGCUGUUUCCCUAAGGAGGCCAGUGGGCAGCCCAGGGCGCAGUGAGCAGCGUGGAUGGGUUGGGAAUUAAAUUCACCUAAAAGGGUGUGAGAUGGGGGUCAUGGAGCUGAAAGAAAAACACUCAGGUUACAAGUAGGCUAUGGGUAAACUCCAGCCGUGACCCCCCGCUGGGCUAGCCCCUCUGCCCAGCCACUCAGCAGCCCUGCAUUGGACACUUUUCCUGCCCAAUCUGCACACACACCCCACCCCCUAGCACCUCUCCUGUAGGCAGCUGGGCCAGCCGAUCCCAUCCAUCCUCCCUGCCCUGCAGCAACCUGCCUGGCUGGGUUGUGAGCUGAGCUCGCAGCUGUGAUACUGCAACCCAACUAGGCAGCAGUGGGGAGUAGGGAGGUGGGACCUUAGUUAAGCACUGGGAGCUUCAGGCUGAUGAGAGGCCUUGCGCCAGGCACAUCACUCACCUCCAGGCUGGCUACAAGCCUCCAAGAGGGGUUGACAGUCAAACUGGCCGGGGGGAGGAAGAGCAAUUGAUGCUUUUCUCCCCCCACUGGCAUCUCAGGCUCUAGGACAAUGAUUCUCAAACUUUUGUACUGGUGACCCCUUCCACACAGCAAGGCUCUGAGUGCAACCCCACCCUCCCUUAUAGAU
Molecule: messenger RNA, 2525 nt
Organism: Chelonoidis abingdonii (Abingdon island giant tortoise)
Lineage: Eukaryota; Metazoa; Chordata; Testudines; Testudinidae
Gene: PDF
Product: peptide deformylase, mitochondrial
Biological process (GO): peptidyl-methionine modification; N-terminal protein amino acid modification
Cellular component (GO): mitochondrion
Molecular function (GO): peptide deformylase activity
Source: RefSeq, a predicted model, not a curated record